Messenger RNA from Neocloeon triangulifer, 1611 nucleotides. RefSeq names its product cytochrome P450 4C1-like. Lineage: Eukaryota; Metazoa; Arthropoda; Insecta; Ephemeroptera; Baetidae. The record is from RefSeq and is a predicted model, not a curated record. The transcript is spliced from 10 exons. Gene Ontology annotation, molecular function: oxidoreductase activity, acting on paired donors, with incorporation or reduction of molecular oxygen; heme binding; monooxygenase activity. Bases 1 to 1545 code for a protein of 514 amino acids.
AUGUCAUUCGUUCAGACCGCAGUGGGUAUUACACCCUUGCUGUGGAGCGCGGUGCUUUUCUGCGCCACAGUGCCUGUUUUGGUGGCGCUACAGCGUUGGCUAAGGGUUUUCCUGAUGGCCCAGCGCCUGCCUGCCCCAAAUGCACACCCAAUUUUGGGACACGCUGCGGAUUUUGCAUCCAAAGAAAAAUUUUUUGAUCGGGCCCUAAAAUGGUGCAAAGAUUUUCCCAUCUUUCACAAGACGCAAAUCCUUUUCCACCCUCUACUUCUUGUCCACUCUCCCGAAGCUGUUCAGGCAAUUUUGAGUCGAAACAAACAUGCCGAAAAAGGGUUCAUUUACAAGGGUCUGAAGGCGCUACUCGGAGAAGGCCUGAUCACUAGCAAAGGAAGCCGCUGGCAUGCUCAUCGUAAACUGAUCACUCCGACUUUCCAUUUCAAUAUUCUGGAAAGCUUUCUGGACGUGUUUGUGCGAAGGAGCAAAGAGUUGAUGGAGAGGCUUAAGGAAAAGGAGGGCACUGGAAGUUUUGACAUCAGUCCAUACACCCAGCGGCUUACUCUUGAUUUUAUUUGUGAAACUGCAAUGGGAACUCCAAUUCAGGCUCAGAGCAAUGAGCGUCUUGAAAUUGUGUCUGCAAUUCACAAACUUGAGGAAAUCGGCAUUUAUCGAAUGAUCAGGCCUUGGCUCUUGUCUGACUGGAUCUUCCGUUUUACUCAAAAAGGAAGGGAGCAAGUCAAAUACAAGAGCAUUUUGCACAACUUUACGGACAAAGUGAUCAAGGAAAGAAAACAAUUUAUAGCGGAGCAGAAAAGCAAGGAUAAAAAAUUGCAAGUUGUGAAGGAGGGUGAAGAAUCUGAUUUUGGCCGCAAAAAGAGAGCUAUUUUCAUGGACUUGCUGAUUGAAUCUUCAGACAACGGUAACCUUUUGACCGACGAGGACAUUAGAGAGGAAGUGAACACUUUCAUGUUUGCUGGCCAAAAUACAACCCAAUUGGCAAUCAAUUAUUGUAUCUACCUUCUGGGAAAUAACCCAGAAAUUCAAGAUGAAGUUGUGCAUGAAUUGGACUUAAUUUUCCAAGGAUCAGAUCGCGACCCAACAAUGGACGACCUCCGUGACAUGCAUCUUUUGGAACGAUGCAUUAAAGAGGCCCUGCGUCUUUUCCCCAGCGUUCCAGUUAUUGCCCGGACGCUGACUGAAGAUCAGCCCAUGGGAAAGCACAUCCUUCCUAAGGGCGCAGACGUUCUCAUUCUUCCUUAUGUGCUUCACCGAAACCCUGAGCAGUUCCCUGACCCAGACACAUUCAACCCAGACAACUUUUUACCAGAAAAUGUAAAGAAGCGCCACGCUUUCAGCUAUAUUCCUUUCAGCGCCGGACCUAGAAAUUGCAUUGGCCAAAAGUUUGCCAUGCUUGCGGAAAAAACUAUCCUCUCCACCAUCCUUCGUCGCUAUGUUGUGAAAUCGAAAGAUCCCAGGGAUAAGCUGGUCGUCGUGCCCAACACCGUGCUGGUACCCAAGCAUGGAAUCAAAAUUACUCUGACUCCAAGAUAACACAAUUUUUAAUUACUUGUUAUGCUUUCCCCUCCUUUGACUGAAUUUUCCCCCUUGAUCGCCCCA